Mastomys coucha (southern multimammate mouse) is the source of this 841-nucleotide messenger RNA. It is a transcript of the gene Smco1, whose product is annotated as single-pass membrane protein with coiled-coil domains 1. The record is from RefSeq and is a predicted model, not a curated record. The transcript is spliced from 3 exons. Lineage: Eukaryota; Metazoa; Chordata; Mammalia; Rodentia; Muridae. Bases 35 to 787 code for a protein of 250 amino acids.
GACUGGGUGACCUUCCGGGUGGUAUUUAGACGGGAUGUUCCCAUCACUGCUGCCUGUUGCCGAGUGGAAAAAAAUUGGGAUCUCAGCCUCCACAGAGUGUUCAUCGUGCUGUGUUUUGUUUCCUUUCCUUUUCCUAAAGAAGAUGAACCAUGAGACCACAACCCUGAUAUCCUUGAAAGAAGCAAUGAAAAGAGUAGACAACAAGCUCCAAGCUCUAGACACACAGUUCAAAGACCUAGACAUCACCAAGAAUAACCUGACACUUCAAUUUGAACAGCAUAGCAAGACUUUGGCCAGCCAAGCAGUCCAAGAUGAGAUAUGGACAGCAGCUCUGGCCCUUGGGUUCACCUCAAUGGAACUGAAUAUUUUAUACAGCUAUGUCAUCGAGGUCCUUAUUUGCUUGCACACUCGAAUGCUUCAGAAGCUCCCAGACCUGGUGAGAAGUCUUCCGACCUUAGCCUCUGUCCUUAGAAGAAAAGCCAAGAACAAGCAUGUUAGGAUCGUGUGGGAGUCUGUCCUGGAGGAGUAUGGGCUGCAAGAGAGAGAUGUCACAGCACUCUGUACCUUCUUCCUUGUACAUGGCAACAAAGGAGAGCACUAUGCUGCGAAUGUAAGACAGAUGUACAUCAAGGAUGUUUCCUUCAUGAUCACCAACAUGGUAAAGAACCAGGCUCUACAGGAUGGUUUGCUUAGAGCUGUUCAAAUCAUCGAGGAGGGGAAAGCAGCACAGACCCCUGAAAACUCAAGGGCACCCCUAAAAGAGUUGAUGCCCCCAGUUAAAGACUAACCUGUUACCUUUGACCCAGCCAUUCCACUUUCAGUAAAAACAAAAAAAUGCAUA